Messenger RNA from Cetraspora pellucida, 864 nucleotides. NCBI's taxonomy places the organism in Eukaryota, Fungi, Glomeromycota, Glomeromycetes, Diversisporales, Gigasporaceae. The record is from the annotation of a GenBank genome assembly.
GACGCACUAAAAGAAUUAGUAAUUCUUCUUUGUCUAUUUGCUGAAGUGUCAACUUAUUUAGGUGCAAGCAAAACAUCAAUGAUUGGAUUUAUUAAUCCAACCCUGGUGCAUAUUAAGCAAGAUUUAGAUGAUGAAGGUUGCCAAUUUUAUAAUACACCAAAUUUGGUUAACUUAGAAAACUUAGAAAUGGUCUUUGAUAAUGAGAUUGAAUAUGAAGAUGUUGAAGAGUGUGAAAUUUUAAAACAUCAUAGAAUAAAUAUCAAUGUUCCACAAAACUGUGAUAAUUUGGGAAGAAAAGUACAGGUAGCAUUGUACAAAGCCCUUGAAGCAUAUUGGAAUUCUCCAGCUGAUGAUUAUUUACUACCUACAUUGUUGGAUCUAUGUCACAAAAAACUUGAAUUUGCAAACUCUCUUGAUCGCAAGUUUGUUAUAGAUACCUUAAAAAAUAUGUAUAAUAAGUAUACUCAAGAUUCUCAACAAACUCCACUAACAAAUUUAACAGAUAUUGUUAAACCAUAUAACUUAGAUAAUGAAUUAUCUACCAAAUCUCUUAAAAAAAAAUUUUGUUCACUUUCUCAAAAUAAUGAAGUUGAAAAUUAUCUUCAACUUAAUGAGAUUGAUUUAGAAUCAGAUGCUUGCACUUGGUGGGCUGCACAUAAAAAUAACUUUCCUGUUUUAGCUUCUUUUGCCCAUGAAUAUUUGGCUAUGCAAGCUACAUCUACACCUAGUGAGCGUCUUUUUUCCAAUGCUGGAAUUAUAAUGAGUACUCAUAGAACAAAUUUGGGAUCAUUAUUAUUUGAACGUCUAUUAUUUUUAAAGAGAAACUCAACUUACUUGGAAAAUAUUUGGCUAAGAAUUGAGUAA